GGCCCCGAGCACUCCUGGAGGGCCCGCCCGAAGCGCUGGAGUCCGUGGGCGCCGCCCGCCUCCGCCCGGAGGCAGAGUUGGGGGCAGGCUUGUCCCACCGACCCCGCGGGAUUGGCCCCGCCCCGGGGCCGCGGGGAGGCCCCACCAUGGGAGGCGGAGUUGCCGCCGCCCCCUCCAGCCCCCCGGACUGCGGCCCCUUCUUAAGCCCGUGAAGCUACUGGCUGCCCCUCUCUCGCCUCUCCCGCCAGCCUCCCUCUCCGCGAUGGCCUCCGCACUGAGCUAUGUCUCCAAGUUCAAGUCCUUCGUGAUCUUGUUCGCCACCCCGAUUCUGCUGCUGCCACUCAUCAUCCUGAUGCCCGCCAAGUUUGUCAGGUGCGCCUAUGUCAUCAUCCUCAUGGCGAUUUACUGGUGCACAGAAGUCAUACCUCUGGCUGUCACUGCCCUCAUGCCUGCCUUGUUUUUCCCGCUCUUCAAGAUUCUGGACUCCAAACAGGUGUGCGUCCAGUACAUGAAGGACACCAACGUGCUGUUCCUGGGUGGCCUCAUCGUGGCCGUGGCUGUGGAGCACUGGGACCUGCAUAAGAGGCUCGCCCUGCGCACGCUCCUCUGGGUGGGCGCCAAGCCUGCCCAGCUGAUGCUGGGCUUCAUGGGCGUCACGGCCUUUCUCUCCAUGUGGAUCAGCAACACGGCCACCACGGCCAUGAUGGUGCCCCUUGUGGAGGCCGUGCUGCGGCAGAUGGAGGCCAUGAGCGCAGCCACCGAGGCCGGCCUCGGGGCUCUGGAGCUGGCAGACAGGGGCAAGGCCGGCGAGCUGCCAGGGAGCCAAGAGAAUUGUGAAGGUCCCUCCGUGAGGCAGCGGGAGGUCGACAGGAAGAACAUAGGCAAGGCCAUGACCCUGUGCGUGUGCUACGCAGCCAGCAUCGGAGGCACUGCCACCCUGACCGGCACGGGACCCAACGUGGUGCUCCUGGGCCAGAUGCAAGAAUUGUUUCCUGACAGCAAAGACACCGUGAACUUCGCCUCUUGGUUCGGAUUUGCCUUCCCUAAUAUGCUGCUCAUGCUGCUGCUCUCCUGGCUGUGGCUCCGGUUUAUUUACAUGAGAUUCAAUAUUAAAGAGUCCUGGGGCUGCGGGCUGGAGAAGAGUGAGGAGAAGGCUGCCCACGAGGUGCUGUGGGCGGAGUACAGGAAGCUGGGGCCCCUCUCCUUCGCUGAGGUCAACGUCCUUCUCUGCUUCUUCCUGCUGGUCGGCCUGUGGUUCUCCCGGGACCCCGGCUUCAUGCCCGGCUGGCUGUCAAUCGCCUGGGUGGAGGGCAAGACAAAGUAUGCCUCCGAUGCCACAGUGGCCAUCUUUGUGGCCAUCUUGCUAUUCAUUGUGCCUUCGCAGAAGCCCAAGUUCAACUUCUGCAGCCAGACUGAGGAAGAAAGGAAAACACCAUUUUAUCCGCCUCCGCUGCUGAACUGGAAGGUGGCCCAGGAGAAAGUACCCUGGGGCAUUGUGCUGCUCCUGGGGGGUGGCUUUGCCCUGGCUAAAGGAUGCGAGGCCUCGGGGCUGUCAGAAUGGAUGGGGAAGCAGAUGGAGCCCUUGCAUGCUGUGUCCCCAGCAGCCAUCACCUUGAUCUUGUCCACACUCAUUGCUGUGCUCACUGAAUGCACAAGCAACGUGGCUACCACCACCCUGUUCCUGCCCAUCUUUGCCUCCAUGUCACGUGCCAUUGGCCUCAACCCGCUGUACAUCAUGAUCCCCUGUACCCUGACUUCAUCCUUUGCCUUCAUGUUGCCCGUGGCCACCCCACCUAAUGCCAUCGUGUUUUCCUAUGGACACCUCAAGGUUUCUGACAUGAUGAAAACAGGACUAAUAAUGAACGUCAUUGGAAUCACCUGUGUAUUUUUGGCCGUCAACACCUGGGGACGGGUCAUAUUUGACUUGGACAGUUUCCCUGACUGGGCUAAUGUGACAGCACAUUGAGACUUAGGAAGAGCCGCAAGACCACGCCCAAGGCCCCUGCCCUCCUGAGGACACCCGAACCUUCCAGUACAACUUACAGCAGAGCUUUGGGGUUCAUGCCCCAAGGUGACCCCAUCAUGCCCACACCCCACGGAGCCCCAGCCAACGGGCCACCUCUUCCUCCACGCCUGGGAUCUCAGCUGGGGACGGGUGUCUGGAGGGCAGGCUCAGAAGUGAAGGGAGCCUCCCAUAAGGCUGCUGGCGUCCAUCUUUCCUGGGGCCUGCCAUCAUCUCUGGGACGGGCAGGGUCCCACCCCCACUAAGCCUCGAGCUGGCCCCAUGGCCGGGCUCUGGUGUUCUCUCGUCAUCUAAAUGGCAAUCAGAUUCCAGCUCUGGAGGUGAGAAAACAACCUUCCAGAGCCUGUGUCUCUCCCAGCUUACCUUGGGCUGCCUCAGAUCCCUCCUGUCACUCGGAAGGGACAAUCCAGCCCGGGGACAAAAUGUCUGGUCCUGGGCAGCUUUCCACUGCUGGAGCGAGUGGGAAUCAGAGCCUCCUGGGACCACCAGGAGUAUGGUGGUCCUCAUCCAAAGGAUGAGGAAUUUGAGUCAAUAACUUGCGGACGACACCACCGGCAGCAACCCGCUGACAGUUCACUGCUCCGUUUGAACUGACAGUUUGGACCCCCUUCCCAGCUCUGCGGGGCACCUCCUUCAGCUCCUAGGCCCCUCUGUUGUCUGGCCAACAUUUGCUGGAAUCCGCCCCUUUUCUCCCAGGCAGGUCAGUUUGGCUCUUCCGGGAGAUGCUUUUCCCGCCCCACGACAGCUGAGAUCACACUCCAAGUAUGGGCAGUGAUGGCCUCCUUUGGGGCCACAGGCGGAGGUCUAGGUCCUCCCUCACCUGCAGACCCAGAGGGAAUACCUGUUAACCGCCCAAAGCAGGGUUCCUUCAGGGUUUGUCUGUCACGCCAGAGUUUGGGCACCUCUGGGGAAAGCCUCCCUCUGCUGACUGGUCUUGGCCGUCUAGCCUGCUGCUGACAGAGCAUCGUUGAGAACACGCAGUGCCCGGCGGUCCCUGAGCAGACAGCCCCUGCCUGUGAGUGAAUCUACCUGAAGUUGCUGGACAAAGACUCCAGAGGGGCCGGGGAACCCUCAGAACAAUCUGUGAGAGACACAUGAGAGAGUCCUAUCCUCCUACCCACCAGCCCAAUUUUCUUUCCUUCUUGUGCUGCCCGUUGAUGGUAUUUUUCAGAGCAGGAGAAAGUCUGGGAACCCAAGGAACCCCCAUGCCCCACCCGAGGACCAAGCAUACACCACCCGGUUCCUUGGGUGGGAUGAUGUCUGAGCGCCCGGUCUGUCCCCCAUGGAAGGUGCACAGCGCUGUCUCUGGCUUUCUGCUGUGUGUGGGGUGGGGGUGGGCAGGCAGAUGGAUGAAUGAACACUUACUGCCCACCUCCAGUGUGCCAGAACUCCCCGGCCCUGGUGCAUCGGACAGUUAUCUCAUUCAGUCUUUGCAGCAGCCUGAGAGAUAGGCAGGCUUUAUUAACCUCCUCUGUCUUUCAUUAAUACUGGGACUCAGAGAAGCCACGUCAUGUCCAAAGUCACACAUCAAGUUAGUGGUGGCUAAGGUUCCAAUUUGGAUCUUCCGCUGCCAUGUCCACUGCUGCUUCCUCUAGCCAUUAAGGGCCUUGGCCUUACAGGGACAGUAGGGAAAGGUGGGUGGCCAAGAGCACGUCUACCCCAAGGCCCUGCCUGCUCAGGGAUCAUUCACAAGAGCCCUUUCUGCUGCCUCCUCGGAGAUGGGCUUAGGUCAGUCCUGGAACAGACAGGGCUGGUCUUUGCCCAGAGAAAUAAAGCCUUUGGUUGGAGAGAGCAGUAUGGAAAUGGCUACCUGCUCCCCUGCCAAGAUAAAACCGACCCACCCCUCUAUCACUACUCCCUACGCUGCUGCUCUUGAUGUGUCUGCCCCAGCAGUGAGGGCUCCCAAGGACUUGCACUGCCUGCUGGGUCCAGUGCUGGCCCUAUGGCUAAUCCACAGCAGGCCACCACAAGUAUGAUUGGUAAAUAAAUGAUUGAUCAGUGUUUUCAAUUAGAUGUAUGCCUGGUGGUAGUGAGCAAGGUCAGUGAAGGUCAUCCAAUGUGGGCAAUGAAGGAUGAGUAGGACUGGCCAGGCUGAUGGGGGAGGAUGUGGUGGGGUGGGUGGAAGGGUGGGGGGAUUCCAUCUGGUUGAGGAAUGACAAGAAAGCUGGGCGGGGGUUCAGGAGAACAGAUCCCAAGGUUGAGGAGGCUGACCAAAGGCUGUUUCUAAACAGCGUCUCUUGAAGUUGGCUGGAGUUGCACUAACAUUUAUGGCCAGUGCCGAUCAGGAUUGCUUUCGGCUGCAAGUAGGAGAAAACCUAGCUAACAGCGGCUUAAAUCAUAAGGGCAUUUAAUGUCUACGUAACAAGAAGUCUGGAGGUAGACGGUUGCUGGCGCUGGUCCAGCAGCUCACUCGGGCCACCAAAGACUUGGGUUUGAUCAUCCACUUUGCUAUCUUAAGGGUGCUAUGCCUUUACUCUCAUGCUUGACCCUCACACUACAUACACAUCUGCAUUGAAGGCAGGAAGGAAGGUGUGCGAGAUGGGGGCAUGAUGGCGCCUACUGCAUCUUUCCCUUUUAUUAGAAAAGCAAAAGCUCUCUCAGAAGGCCCUACAAUCUUCCCUUUAUGUCUUGUUGGCCAGAACUAGAUCGUAUGCCCACCCUUAGGCCAAUCACUGACAAAGGGGAAUUGGAAUACCAUGAGACCAAUUAGGACUCAUUUCUUGGCCUUGGGAAAUUGGCCUAUGUUUCCUGAAAUCAAGAGGUUUUCACCUACUACAAAAUCUGGCUUCCGGCAGGGGAAGAAAAGGGGGAGCUGCUGGGUAGGUGAUGAACCAGGGUCUGCUAUUAUGACCCUUUCAGAGGGCUGCCCUCACUCCAGGCUACUUGAGUGGCUCCCUUUCCAUGGAAUUCAGUAGAAACACAUUCCUAGGUAGGAAGAGAGUAUGUGUUUGGUCAAGGGCUUCACCUCUGCCUCCACUUCCAGGAGAACCACUGGAUUGGGAGGCUAGAGUCUGAGUCAUGGACCAAGCUCAGUCCUGACGUCGGCUACUGAAAAAGUCAGUCCACUCUCUGGGCCUCAGUUUCCAUCAGGAAGGGGUCGGACUAGAGCAUCUGUAAGGGCCUUUCCCCAGAGUCAUGAAUACCCUUACCCCACUGACCCUUCAUCUGCUUGGGCCAGAUGCAGCCCCUGCCACAUCCCCAUGAUGUCUUGGCUUAAAGUCUAUUACAUGGUCCACUCCCUGCUCCCACCUGGGUCUUAGCCAUUUGCCGAAAGCCCUCUGAGACCUUUUCCCCAUUGAUAUUUUGCCUCUUACAUUUUGUAAAGAGCUUCUACCCAAGACCCUUGAUUUCUCUCUUCUUAGCAUAUAUCAGACAUUUGGGCCCAAGGUUAGCUGAACGCAUAAUCCUGACCAGGAUUGCUCUCUGAACCGUUUUGCCAGGGACUGAUGACUCCACAAGGAUCCCAUGCAUUCCAGGGUUCCUUACCGUUGAUCCUGGAAUUGGGAUCCUUCCUUGUCCCUCUGAGCUGAGGACUUCCUUGGGGAAAGACCUGGACCGCCUCCUCUGGCAAAGCCAGUGAACAGGGCAUCUCCCUGGGACAGGAGAAGUCGUCCCUCCUCCCCACCAUCCCUUACACAGAAGAAUAAUGGAUAAUGAAACUUUUGCUCUGGACUUCAAGCAGGGAGUCAGCUCACUAGCACAGGGUCCAGUUCUCAAAAUGAAUAUGGACAUUCCCUGGUAGGACCCUUGAUGGCAUGUUCUUGUUUGUGGAAAUAAAGACCAAAUGCUGGACUGUCUGGUUAAAAAUUACACCUGGAAGUCCUGUUCUUAGCUCAGAACUCCUUUUUCUGGCCUACUCUCUCCCCUGGUCCCACAUCCUCUUAAAAGCCUUGUCUUCCAACCCACCAAAGAAGCUUCUUUUCACAUUAAAAAAAAAUUCCAUCAUGAUACAUCCUCCACAUCAUGGGUUGGCUUUUUACAUUCUCCAACAGAAAGCUUAUCAUUUCCUGCCAAAAUCCUUGUGCUCAGAUAGAUAUUCAGUUUAUUUCCUGUGGUGUCCUGAGCCAGGAUUCAGCUUCUCACUUCCCUACCCCAGAAACGCCUUCCAGCCGCUUCCCUGAUAUGCUUGUGCAAAUGCCCACUUCUACUCUCAGAGACACAGGCCGCCCACUGCUGGCAGUGUUAGAGCAGCAUUUAUGUCCCUGCUUCCAGCUAUCAAGGGUAGAGAAAUAUGACAAUUCAACCUCAGAACACCGUUAUCCAAUCAAGAAAUUUUAACUAGUUUUUAUAUCUGAAAAGUUACCAUGAACACAGUGAAAAAAUUCCAACAGUACAAAAAAGUAUUGAGACAUGUCCCUCUACUUUAGACCUUGAGGCCUCCAGGCCCUUCCAGAAAGGCAACCAUUGCCCAACAGUUUCUUACAUGUCCUUCCAGACCUGAUACAUAUAUAGUCAGCCUGCAGGGGUUGGCUCCAGGACCCCCGAGGGUACCAAAAUCUGCGGACGCGCAAGUCCCUUGUAUAAAAUGGCCUAGUACAGUCGGCACCCCCAUAUCUGUGAUCCUGCAUGGUGGUUGGUUGAAUCUGCAGAUGCAGAACUCGAGGAUACAGAGGGCCAACUGUAUACAAGCUUAUGUAAUAGGUAUGUGUCCUCUUUAUUACACCUGGGAGCAUACUAUACACAUUUUCUGUCCUUGUUUCCACUCCUCCCCCUUAAUUUAUUUGGAGAUCAUUCCAUUUCAGGACAUAUUAAGUUUGACUUUACUUCCCCAUUCAAUAGUUAAUUUUGUUUUUAUUUUUUCAUUUUUUAUUUUUGGCUGCUCCGCAGCUUGUGGGAUCCUAGUUCCCUGACCAGGGAUUGAACCCAGGGCCUGGAAGUGAGAGCACCAAGUUCUAACCACUGGACCACCAGGGAAUUCCCAAUUUUGUUUAUAAACUGAGGUAAAAUUAAAUUCAGUGAAUUGCAAAGAUCUUAAGUGUACACUUCAGUGAUUUAGACAACUGUAUAAAAGGUGUAAGCAACACCUCAUUUCCAUCUCCUUAACCCCUGAAGGUUCUCUUGCCCCUUCCAGGAAUCUGCACCUUCUUGAGGCAACCACUGUACUGAUUUCUGUCAGCAUGGGUUGGUUUUGCCUGUUGAAAUUCAUGUAAAUGGAAUCAUACAGUACCUACUCUUGUGUCUGAUUUAUUUUGUGCAACAAAAUGCUUUAGAAAUUCAUUCCUGUUGUGUGUAUCCAUUCAUUCCUUUUAUCGUUGUUGCUAAGUAGUGUUCCAUUGUAUGAAUAUGUCACAGUUUGUUUAUUCUCCUUUGAUGGACGUUAGGUUUGCUCCAGUUGAGGGCUAUCUGAAUAAAGCUGUUAUAACAUUCUCUGCAUAAGUCUUUUUGUGGACAUAUGUUUUCACUUCUCUUGGCUGUGUGCCUAGGAGUAAGCCUCAGUCUUUUUAAAAGCUGCAUAGUAUUCUAUUGUAAGUGUAUACCGUAUAAUAAACAAGACCCCUAUUGAUGGGCAUUUGGGUCAUUUCCAAUCUUUUGCUAAGACUGUAAUAAACAUGUCUGUACUUAAAUCUUUGUAAACGUACGUGAGUAGAAUACUUGCCUAGAAUGGCAUGCUGGAUGAAAAUGUAUAUGUAUUUAUAUCUGGGAAAGAGGGGAAUUCCCUGGCAGUCCAGUGAUUAAGGUUCUGCACUUUCACUGCUGAGGGCCCGGUUUCCACCCCUGG
Physeter macrocephalus (sperm whale) is the source of this 7742-nucleotide messenger RNA. RefSeq names its product solute carrier family 13 member 5 (gene SLC13A5). Bases 263 to 1966 code for a protein of 567 amino acids. Gene Ontology annotation, cellular component: membrane. NCBI's taxonomy places the organism in Eukaryota, Metazoa, Chordata, Mammalia, Artiodactyla, Physeteridae. The record is from RefSeq and is a predicted model, not a curated record. Gene Ontology annotation, molecular function: succinate transmembrane transporter activity; sodium:dicarboxylate symporter activity; citrate transmembrane transporter activity. Gene Ontology annotation, biological process: transmembrane transport; citrate transport. The transcript is spliced from 12 exons.